Messenger RNA from Salvia splendens (bonfire salvia), 1212 nucleotides. RefSeq lists its product as uncharacterized. Gene Ontology annotation, molecular function: metalloendopeptidase activity. Bases 82 to 951 code for a protein of 289 amino acids. NCBI's taxonomy places the organism in Eukaryota, Viridiplantae, Streptophyta, Magnoliopsida, Lamiales, Lamiaceae. The transcript is spliced from 9 exons. Gene Ontology annotation, biological process: CAAX-box protein processing. The record is from RefSeq and is a predicted model, not a curated record. Gene Ontology annotation, cellular component: membrane.
GAUAUUAAUACAGUAUAUUUUGAGCCACUGAGAAAUUCCAAACAAAAACGAUGUUCAUUUUGUAAAAGAAUUAAUUAGAGAAUGGAUUUGCUCAACAGCAGCUGCUGCCUUGGGCUAUCUCCUAAUCUUCAAAAGCUGUCUCCUUCCCGAUUCCUGGGUAGAGAUAUACUACAUAUUUGUCCCACCAAAUUACACUAUAGACAUGGAGGUUAUACAAAAGCUUUGGCUGGUCAGAAUAAUGUCAAAAAGUUGAGAAAACGACAGAAAAUGCAAAAAGAGAAGCAGGGAGUUUUAGAUGAAAUUGAAGGUCUAGAUGAGGAUAAGAUGUCUUCUGAAAUUAAUGAAGCUCAAGCUUCAGUUUUGGUCCCAUCAAGGAGUAGUGUGCUUCAAGCCUGCACUUUCACUUCUCUUUCCAUAGCUGCUUUGGGGGUUUUAAUUAGGCAGGUUUCUCAUUUUGUGUCGGGAGAGGGAUGGCCUGUUCUUGACUGUUCCGAGGAUAUAACUUUUAGUGUCGAGUCAUGGCAUUUCGGGUUGAUUAUAGGAUCAGUAAUUCUGGUAUCAUCAUGUCGUCUCUUGCUACUGAAGAUAUGGCCAGAUUUUGCAGAGUCUAGUAAAGCAGCUAAUCAGCAGGUUCUUACUUCCUUGGAGCCUCUCGAUUACUUGGUCGUAGCAUUUUUACCUGGAAUCAGUGAGGAACUUCUCUUCCGUGGGGCAUUAAUGCCUCUCUUUGGCGUUAGCUGGAUGAGUAUCUUCGCGGUUGCAGCACUAUUCGGUGUCCUGCACCUCGGAAGUGGCAGGAAAUAUUCAUUUGCAGUCUGGGCAACUUUUGUUGGGGUUGUGUAUGGUUACACGACAAGUUUUUCGUCAAGUAUCGUUGUGCCUAUGGCUUCUCAUGCGCUGAACAACUUGGUCGGAGGCAUUAGCUGGCGUCUCUCUUCAGACGCAGAUUAGUCUUGCUGUGUUCGACUGCUUGUCGGUCUCUGCGCGUGCGUGUGUGAUGAAGAGGUUCAGGAUCGCCGGAGAAGAAGAAUGGUGGUAGAGAGAUUGAAGACAGAGUUGAGUUUAAAGAGCAAGAAGAAGAUAUCAAUGCAUUCACAUAAUUGGAGAAGUGAUAAUGGUAAUACCAGGGAACAUUUUACAUUAUGUUUUUUACUUUAUCAAGAAUUUAGAAUAACAAAUUAUGCAUCUUUUUAUGGAUAUUCGAGUGAUGAA